Molecule: messenger RNA, 507 nt
Organism: Symbiodinium natans
Lineage: Eukaryota; Dinophyceae; Suessiales; Symbiodiniaceae
Source: the annotation of a GenBank genome assembly
AUGGGAGGUGGCCAGUCCAUUGAAGUGGGUGGGUUUCGCAUCUUCAAAGUCAAUCCGGGUAGCCCGGCUGCCGAAGCUGGCCUGGAAGUCUUCUUCGACUUCAUCUUGGAGAUCGAUGGCGUGCUUAUGGAUGCAGAUCAGGCCACUUUUGCCAAAGCCAUCCAAGAAUCGGAGAACCAGCGGACGAAGCUGGUUGUCCACAACAUCCGAACGCAUACGGCACGGGAUGUCUAUGUCACACCUAGGCGCUGGGGUGGUGCUGGCCUCUUAGGCGCUGUUGUCCGCUACGACACCUUGGAAAGUGCCGAAGGGCAGGGCAUGCGCGUGCUGACCGUCUUCCCUGACUCGCCGGCAGAAGCUGCGGGAUUAGUACCAAACAAGGACUUGUCGUUGCACCUUGUUUGUGCUGACACUGCGAGUGAACGAAGCAAUGUGGAAGCUGCAGGACUUCCUCCUCGGAACGACCGAGGUGAUGUUCAGAGAUAUGGAUGCUUUGCCGCAAUUUAA